CGGAAGUUGGGGACCGGACUGGUUUCACAGUUUCUCACUCCAAAACCGAGCAUGCGCAGUCGGCAUUCGGUGUGAAAUUGUUGUUUAGCCACCUGAUGUCUGAUCAGAACCGAGCCAGAACUUUAAACGUGAAUCGAUCCGAGAGGAGCAGCGGGAGGAAGGGGCGGCUGAUGGUGGACAGAGGAGCGGAGAGGAACGGAGCGGAGAGGCGGAAGUAGCAGGAGGUGAAGACCUCUCCGGUCGUCAUGGAGACAGCUGGAGACCCUGGAGACGUCCAGGCCCGGCAGUGCGGGACCUGUGACGGCGCCUCGGCCUCCUGCUGGUGUGUGGACUGCAGCGAAGCUCUGUGUGACGCCUGCCUGGCGGCUCAUCGCCGGGUCACCCUGACCCGAUCCCACCGCGUUCUGAACCGGCAGCCUGAAGGACCCAGUUUGGUUUUUCCCACCAAGUUCUGCAGAAUCCACCCGUCUGAGGAGCUGAAGCUGUUCUGCUUCAGCUGCUGCCAACUCACCUGCAGGGACUGUCAGCUGGCGGACCACCAGAACCACAGGUUCGACUUUGUCAGCAAAGCGGUGGCAAGUGUGAAGAAGCAGCUGGACGCCUGCAUGCAGCCAUUCAGAGCGCAGAUGGACGCGUCCAGGAGGAGCCUGCAGGACAUGGAGACCAGGCUGCAGGUUCUGACCCGCUGCGAGUCCUUCAUGACCUCCAAGCUGCAGAAACACGUCAACACGCUGAUGGAGCUGCUGAAGAAAAGGUUUGAGGAGAUCAUCAAGCAGAUCCAGGUCGUCUACAACGUGGAGCGCAACCUGAUCAGCAGGAAGAUGGAGAAGGUGAAGCAGCUGCAGCAGAGCCACGUUCCUCUGACUGAAGCAGCAGAAAAGGCCAGAAGCACCACCAACCUGCCCACCCUGGUGGGCUGCAUAUCCCAGAUCACCUCCCAGAUGAAGGACCUGGUAGACGAGGACUCGCGUCCUCCUUCCAAGAUGCUUGACGUGAAGGUCAUCACCGACAGACACUCUGUGGAGGGAAUCCUGAAUUUCGGUAAACUCCACGUCUCCUGGAUCCCUUUCUCCGCACCACCAUCCUCUUCCUCCCUGCUUCCUGCUCCGCCCACCUCCACCUGCCGACCCUUGACCUGCAGCACUGCCUCUACCAACAGCAGUUCUGUUGCUGCUCCUCCAGCUGGCUCCACCAGCACCUUCGUCAGAAUCGGUCCUUUCUCUGGGUCUGGUACCGCUGCUUCCUCAGCUCCAUCCGUCAGGAUUAGCCUCUCUACUCCUCCACCUUCUUCCUCUUCUUACCCUUCCUCAUCUGGGGACCCCAUGUCGAACUUCAUAGAGAACAAUAAGGCAGUUCUUCCUCCCAAGUCUUCCUCCAUCAGUAAGCUGGACCCAAGCUGUGGUUCCUGGGGUCCAGCCCAGAUAACCAGAGUUCCCUCUACCAACAACUCACUUCCUGUUCCUGCUUCCACCUCACUUCCUGCUUCCACCUCACUUCCUGCUUCCACCUCACUUCCUGCUUCCACCUCACUUCCUGUUCCUGCUUCCACCUCACUUCCUGUUCCUGCUUCCACCUCACUUCCUGUUCCUGCUUCCACCUCACUUCCUGUUUCUGGUUUAAUCUCACUUCCUGUUCCUGCUUCUACCUCACUUCCUGUUUCUGGUUUAAUCUCACUUCCUGUUCCUGCUUCCACCUCACUUCCUGUUCCUGCUUCCACCUCACUUCCUGUUUCUGGUUUAAUCUCACUUCCUGUUCCUGCUUCUACCUCACUUCCUGUUUCUGGUUUAAUCUCACUUCCUGUUCCUGCUUCCACCUCACUUCCUGUUCCUGCUUCCACCUCACUUCCUGUUCAUGCUUCCACCUCACUUCCUGUUCAUGCUUCCACCUCACUUCCUGUUCCUGCGGUGGUUAAGUCCAAAGCCGCUCAGGACAUUGAAGCCAGGAACCCAUUCCUCUGGAGCCUCCUCAGUCAGUCGUCCUCGUCCUCUUCGUCUCAGGCCAGUCCGUCUCCGCCUUCCUCAGGUCCGGUUCGUGGUCAGAGUUCAUCCAGUUGCUCCUCUGCCUCGUUGACUUCAGACAUUCGCCUCCAAACCUCGACCACCAAAGGUCCUGAAAGGGUGGCAGACCGAUCUGAAGGAGCAAAGCCUGCUGGGAAACGGGACAUGGAGCCCUCCAGAGGUUUUGAUUCUGCGGUCAGGAUCAAUGUUCUGACCAAGUCCCAGCUGGAGUCCAGCUCAGACAAACUGUUUGUCAAGUUUCAGUGGAUGAAGAAGAACUCCAAGUCUUCUAAGUCCACUAUUUCUCCAAAAAUAAAGAGAUUACACUCUGGGAAACGGCCUCAGAAGAUUCAGAACCAGCCUGGCAGUCCGGUCCAAAAACUGAACCGCCAGGCUGGAGGCAUGGAGUCUUCGUCCUCCAUGCCCUCUGUUCCUCCGUUCCCAUCCACCAAUCUGGUCUUCCCCAAGGCGGUUUCCACAGCAGCUCCGCCCACCAACAUUCAGCCGUCGCCUCGUCUCAAUCAGCAGGUUCUCGGCCAGAACCCGCCUACCAUGCUGCUGCUGACCAACACGAGCCAGACUCCUGUGACUGGCUUCGGUUCUGGUUCCCCCUCUUCGGUCUCGGCCGGUCCUCGAACUCCUCCAGGGAAUGACCCGUCUGUCCGGUGGAGGCCAGAGAUCCAGAACCUUCCUGAAUCCAACAACCUGCAGCUCCUAGAAUGUCUCAUCUCCGAGGUUGGACUUCCUUCCUCUGUCCCGAAAGACCAGCAGCAGAAUCCUGCUUCAAAGCAGAGGGGCAAACGAAAGGAACCAAACAGACCGGUACAAGCUUCUUCACCAUUAGAGUGCAGAUCAUCUGACCCAACCAGGACUGGAGCUUCGGAACAGGACCUCAUUGUGGUGCUGUCAGACGACGAGUCGCUGCCUGACGUGUAUGAGGUUCGACCCAGCGUUGAGGAGGUCCGGUCGUUUCUUCCUCCAGUUACUGUUGGAGGUUCAGAUGUUGAGAUCAAGAUUGUUGAGACCAAACCUCCAGGGGACGAGUCCAAACCGAGAACAUUCAAGUUUAUAGAAAGGGACAUCUUUGAUGAAGCAGCUUCACCGGCCGUGUCGGAGGACAGGAUGUCCACUGCCUUGUCUGAAGUACCUGAACUAGGACUCAAACUGUCUUCCUCUGAAACAUCUGACAGCGACGAUGAAGACCCGCUGAGCAUUAGGACUGAACAGCCGGACUGCGGUCAGCUCUGCUGGCAGCCCUCCGUGUCUCUGCUGAGACUUCCCCUGUCCCUGCCUGGACCUGGACGGCCCCUGCCUCGCUACCAUUUCAUCCUGGGAGACAAGCAGGACGAGCUGUACCUGCAGGAGAUGGAGGAGGACACUCAGUCCAGCGAUGAGGACGUCUCAGAGAUCGUCUCUGACCACGACUCUGACGUCACCGAAGACUUUACCGUUCUUCACUCUACAGAGUCUCCACUGUCCCUGGAGGUCAUUUCCUGUGCCGCUUGUGGAUCAUCCAGUGCAUCAAAGAUCUGCACCGUCUGCGGUCGGGGGUACCACAGAGACUGCCACGUCCCUCCGUUUGGACCGGACAUCUGGUCGGAGCUGGUCUGCUCGCUCUGUCAGGACCUGUCGGACCCUUCGGACCCCUACAGCUCCGACAGACUCGAGAGUCCACACGGUUCUUCCCUCAGCCUGCAGGACCAGCGGAGAUGUGAGACUCUCCUGCUGCACCUGAAGGUCGAAGGCUGCAGACACUUUUCUCAGUUGGACCUCUGGUCUGACCUCAUGAUCGUAUCGGAGCGUCUGAGCCACCAUCUCUCCCCUCCCUAUCAAACGCCUGGGCAGGUAGUGUCGGACCUCUGGGAUUUGUUCAGCGACGCCUCACAGGGCAACGCUUUAAUGGAGCUGCAGCAGAGCUUUCAGAAGAGGCUGGUGGAAACGCUGGGAUCAGAACUUCCUCCUUCACUGCUGAAGGCUCCGCCGCAUGGAAACGCCCCGCCCCCUCGUGGAAACGCCCCGCCCCCUCAUGGAAACGCCCCGCCCCCUCGUGGAAACGCCCCGCCCCCUCGUGGCCCAAUGGACUCUGGAGAAAACUUGCUGUCCGAAUCACAGGUGAAAGUUCUGAAGAAGAGGCUGAAGGACCUGCUGGACCUGAAGGGACCGGCUGCAGCCAAGAGGCCAAAGAGCGUAAAUCCUGGAGACCAGACGGAUCAGAUGUGAAAAAUGUAACUAAUCCAUCAUUUAAAACUUCAAACAUU
Gambusia affinis (western mosquitofish) is the source of this 4255-nucleotide messenger RNA. RefSeq names its product tripartite motif containing 33, like (gene trim33l). Gene Ontology annotation, cellular component: chromatin; nucleoplasm. Bases 246 to 4217 code for a protein of 1323 amino acids. The transcript is spliced from 14 exons. The record is from RefSeq and is a predicted model, not a curated record. Gene Ontology annotation, molecular function: ubiquitin-protein transferase activity; zinc ion binding. Gene Ontology annotation, biological process: positive regulation of DNA-templated transcription. Lineage: Eukaryota; Metazoa; Chordata; Actinopteri; Cyprinodontiformes; Poeciliidae.